Molecule: messenger RNA, 276 nt
Organism: Metarhizium acridum CQMa 102
Lineage: Eukaryota; Fungi; Ascomycota; Sordariomycetes; Hypocreales; Clavicipitaceae
Source: RefSeq, a predicted model, not a curated record
AUGCUCUUCCGUCUCUUCACCAUCCCCUCCAUUGCCUUGGGUGUUCUUGGGUCCGCCGCUACGUUGCCGCCGAGGGAAGAGAGCGCGAAUUGUCGGUCUGUGUGCUGCGACGCCAUUGUUCCUUCAAUCUUCCCCAGCGGACGAGUUGGCAUCAAUUGCCACUGGGAUGAACUCCUCGACUGCGGCUUCAGUGGCCAGGUUGAUUCCUGCUGCGAGGCAAUCGUGCCUUUUGGAGUAAAGGAUGGCACCGGCAUCAGGUGCAGCCGCCGCCAGUAA